GAUGAUUAGACCUAACGUCAUAUCCGGUUGUUAAGUUAGAGAGACUGUCAAUAGUUUAGCUAGCUCUAUGCCCAUGCAAGAGCACAACAAACAGACGAUAACAUGGCGGACACAGAAAACCGAUAACUUACGAGCCUAGAAAUACACAGGACCUUCAAAAUGCCCGAAAAAAGGGAAUUGAAGAGAUUGGAGGAACUGGAGAAGAGAAAGAAAAGAAUGAUUUUAAUGCAACAAAGGCUGAUAACAGAUGCAACAUUACCUUCCAUGGGACCAGCCUCUACUAGAAGAAAAAGUAUACAAAGAGUAGAGAAAGACGAAACUAGUACAACUUCCAGAAACAUAAGAACACCUACUCAAAGAGACUCAACACCAAUUGUUUCAAGGAAUAACAGAAAUGGAGAAGUAUCAUCAUCUUCAAGAAGUAAAAAGGGUACCAAUACUUCCACAUCCUCCUCACAGGGACCUAGUUAUAGAGGACUUAAGUCCUCUAGAAAUAUAAAAGAUGGACAAUCUAGAGAUUCUAGUCCUGUAACAGGUAAAUUACGAACAUCAAAAUCAAGAGAUGAAAGUCCAAACAUCGGUAAAUUUCCAACUUUCACAUCAAAGUCCAGAGAUGCUAGUCCCAAUUCCAGUAAAUUGAUUAACUUAAAAUCAAGCGACACAUGUCCAAAUCUAAAUAGGCCACAAUCAACUAAAUCCAGAGAUGUGAGUCCAAACCUGAGAAGAUCUAAAAGUUUGAAGUCAAGGGAUCCUAGUCCAAAUCAGUUUGAGACCCAUAAUUCGGAGUCUGUAGAUGAUAGUUCCAUGUCAAGGAUUCAAGAUUCAUUAAUGCCACCUAGAACAACUAGAAGUAGAGAUAACAGUCCAAAUGUAAAAGGAUCAAAGGAUUUUGAACUGUCAAAGCUUAAAGAAGUUAGACAAAAAUUGAAAGACGAGAAUAUAGCAUUUGAGUUUUCAGAUGAAGUUUUCAAUGUUAUUCCUUCGAAGGCAUUACCUUCAGUAUCUAGUUGUAGUACAUCUAGCUUGAUGAAAGAUUCCACAAGUGACACUAAAACUGGAUGUGACACUUUGCAGUUGGUGAAACCAGUUAUUCCCCAAAGCUUAUCAGACUCUAAAUUAGUAAGUAUAAAGCUAGAUGAUAAGGUAUGCAAGAAGAGAAGGAGAAGAAAAAGAACAACAGGAGUACAAAGACCAAAAGUGAAGCGUUUAGUACAUCCAAUAAAACAACACCAGAACCAUGAAAGCUGUACAAGAAAGAAGGGUGGACGACCUAAAGGAAGUAAAAAUAAGACAUGGACACAGUUAGCUGCAGAUAAAGUAAAACUUCGCAGCGCAAAAAUGUCUGCUUCAAGAAAUUUAACAAAAGACUCUCUUCCAGAACCUAGACACAAAACUAUUCGGAAACGAACUCUUAGUGCUGAAUAUGAUCUGAUUGAUGAACGUGAAUUGAAAAGGAAAAUGCGAAAAAAAUCAGAAAACACUGAAAUUAAAGCUAUGAACGAGCAUCUUGAGGUUGAUGAAAGUGACGAUUCUGAUGCCUUGGAAUUAUCAAUGACUGAUAGUGAAAAAUUAGGAUUAUAUGGAUCAAAUGUGUCUACUUCAGAGCUCCAAGAUUUAGAUGAAUUGGAUGAAGAUUUAGAAAAUCUUUUUCCUCCUGAUCAGACAGAUGUAUCACGAAGUGAGACAGAGAAGGAUCAUACAGAAGAAAUAGGCCAUACAGAAGAAAUGGGUCAUACAGAAGAAAUGGGUCGUACAGAAGAAGAAAUGGGUCGUACAGAGGAAGAAAUGGGUCAUACAGAAGAAGUGCCCAGUACAGAAAUGGAUCAUACAGAAAAAAUGGGUAGUACAGAAGAAGAAAUGGGUCAUAUAGAAGAAGUGGCCAGAACAGAAAGAACUACUGAAUUUCUGCCAGAAACUGUUUUGCCUGAAAUUGUCAGCAGAAAAAUAAAAAAGAAAUUACAAAAACAGGUCACACCUACCUUUACAUCAAUCAUUGUGAAACCGAAUGGUGAAACAAUGGAAUUCCUUUCAUUACCAGAAACAAUGGAACCAGAAAAAAUAAACACAUCUCAUUCUCCAAAGGUUUCUAAAACAGUUGCGCCAACUAUUCAAGAAUUUCUUGUUCGUCCAAAUGGAGAGACUAUUCCGGUGCAGACAGUAACUUUUGACAAGCAUCUGCAGACAGAUUCAUCAAAGUCCUUAAAUCGAACCAUAAGCAAAUGUACAAAGCCUAUUGUUCAGACAGUUACUGAAAUUGUAGUGAAACCAACAGGCGAAGCUACACCUCUUCGUAUCUUUACAUCAACAAAAGAUGAUCUUUCAAUAACAGCUGAUCGUAAAGUGGUGUGCGGUGAAGAGGAGGUUAGCAAGGAUACUAAAGAGUGUUAUCUAAGCAAACCUGUUAAGAAAAAGAAAAAGAAAGAAGUUUUUUCUUAUAGAUUUAAAAGAUUCAAUAAAAAGAAACAAAAGCAAAAGAAAUCACAACUUGUCCUCCCAUUACAAUUAGAUGUAGCCUCUGCAUCAAGUUCAAACAUAGUUGAGGAGAAUUAUGAUAUUCCUGUGUUAAGUCCAACAGAUACUACUGAUACAAACCAAGUAAUUGAUGAAUUACCUAGCCCUGUUCUCAAUAUGCCUGUGUUAAUAAAGGAGCAGUUGAUAGACCCAGUACCACAAAUUUCUCAAUGUGCUCAACCUGGCAGACCUAGGGGUAGACCAAGAAUACAUCCAGUGAAAGUACGGUCAGGUAGAUCUCGUGGAAGGCCAUCGAUGUUUCUAACCCCACAAGAAGAUAUAACUAUACCCGUUUUAAGCACGACUAAAGAUUCGGAAUCAAAUAUACCCAUAUUUCAAAGCGAUAGUUCACUUGAUUCCAAAGAUAUUCCAGAAAAAACUGGAGAACAGAUUUAUGAAAAUAUUGAUGUUGAAAAUGUAGAUGUUCUAGAAGAAAAUGAAGAAAUGUUGGUAGAUCCGACGCCUCUUAGUGAUACCCAAGUCACCACUCUUUCAACCAUUGAAAAGAGCGAUGAAGAAGUCACCACUCUUUCAACCAUUGAAAAGAGCGAUGAAGAAGUCACCACUCUUUCAACCAUUGAAAAGAGCGAUGAAGAAGUCACCACUCUUCCAACCAUUGAAAAGAGCGAUGAAGAAGUCACCACUCUUUCAACCAUUGAAAAGAGCGAUGAAGAAGUCACCACUCUUUCAACCAUUGAAAAGAGCGAUGAAGAAGUCACCACUCUUUCAACCAUUGAAAAGAGCGAUGAAGAAGUCACCACUCUUUCAACCAUUGAAAAGAGCGAUGAAGAAGUCACCACUCUUUCAACCAUUGAAAAGAGCGAUGAAGGAGUCACCACUCUUUCAACCAUUGAAAAGAGCGAUGAAGAACAUGUAAAUGAAACGGUUAAAAAUCUUGUUGAUAAAGUGUGUGAAAAUGAAUUGUGUACAGAUAUAAAACAUUUUAAAAAGAAGAAAAGACGGAAAAGGGGAAGACAAUUCAUUUCAAUGUAUAAAAGGGGAAGAAAGUCUGUUUCAAAAGCGAGUAAACCCAAGAGCCUGACUAAAAAAGCCCUCUCACCUUUGCAUCUAACAGUCGACACUGAGAAUAAGUGGAAAAUAGACCAUUCAACAAUGUCUGGUUCACAGGAGGGUUCCACCAAAAUGGUAUUUAAAAGACGAAGAAAGGUGUAUAAAUCAAUGAGCGAAAGAGAAAAUAGCUUAUUCCUGGCAGGGGUUGAGGAAUUAAUGAAAUCUGAAGGGCAGUUUGGGUCAAACAAAACACCUAGUCAAGUGAGACAAUUCAUGUUCAGAAAUAAAAUUUCACGCUCCCCUAUUCAAAUGCUUGCAUUAAAGGAAAAAUUAGAAACUGAAGAGUAUGAAAAGUCCCAAAUGCCUAAGCGUAGAUACACACGUCCUCCCCAAAAGGAAAUUACUCCCGCUAAAGAGGAACCACAAAAUACAACCCAGUAUAGUGGAUCCGUUCAGGAAAUGCUGACAUAUUGCAACCCAUGUUCAAUAAAAUUAAAAGACUUUGUGAAAUCUUUGAAACUGGACUCCAAUACCUGUGAUGACCAAUCUCUGGAGAUUGAAGAUAUGCAGGACAGUGAUACGUCUUAUGUGCCGUCGGAUGAAGAGGAAAACAAAAUCGGGGAAAAUGUGGAUUUAGUGAUACAGCAAAUGACUAAAGAGUCUGAUACAAAACAAGACAUUAAGUCACUAGUUGAGCAUCCAAACGCAAAUAAAAUCGAUGAGUUAAAAGGAGAGGGCUUUGCAGGUAGUUUUGUAGACUUUCUUAAGAGGGGCCAGGUGGAAACAAAGAAAACACCAAAGAUGCAAAGAAUAGCAAAAGUCGCUCCAAUCCAAGUAAUAAGACCUACUCAGCCACCUGAAAAUUCUGACAAUGCUGUUCAAUCUAAGAAUGGCGUGGACGAAGAUAAGAAUUCAGUUUCCUCAACUGUGGAACAAGAGAUAGAGGUUCCAUCCAGCACUUGCUUAAAAACUGAUGAAAACUUGUCACCAGGCCAAACUACCAGUCAAAAUUUCCCUAGAUGUACUGCAACUUCACCCACAUAUCAAGCCUUCUGCCCGGAAACUACCAUUUCAGAUUCGUCUAAAUCACCCCUUCAUAGUAAUCAAGGUGCAAACAAUAUGACUAAAUAUUUCUGUAAAUCUUGCGAAUUUUCGUCUCCAGUUAAACAGACAAUGGAAGCACAUGUGUAUAUACAUAUAUCCGGGGUAACAUUCCAAUGUGGUAUAUGUCAGUCUAAAUUCCCCUAUUUUGUUGCUGCUCAAAAUCACCAGCACACUUUUCACAAAGGUUCAGAACACUAUAUUAUUAAAGAGCCAGAUGUUAAGGAGGAAGACUAUUACAAUUGUGUAGAAGAACCAUGUACCAAACAACCACUAAUCAUAUCACUUAUUGUGCAGGGAAACCUUGCCCUUAACUCAUCAAGCAUACACAAUCCCACCACUCGCUUCGUGUGUACCCACUGUCAGUAUUCAACAAAUCUGAAAGAUGACAUCAAACAACAUGUCUUGGAUCUUCAUGAGGAAAAAAAACUCUUUGUCUGUACCUUAUGUGAUAAAUCGAUUUACCAUUCGAAUGAAGAAAUCACAAGUCACUGUAGAUCUACACAUCCAAGUAGACUGGAUUCCUAUAGAAAACUCCCCGACUUCUAUGACUGUGAACAGCUAGCCGAGGGUUGUGAGAGAGGAAGGUUAGAUAGUAGAGGGAACAUAUUUGAGCGGAUGACGAAUCUGUUUAAUCCAAGUCCACCACAUGAUACUGAGUCAGAGGGUACCACACACUAUAAGCGCGCGAGAGAAUAUUUGAAUAUUCAGGAAGCUUGGAAGAACAAAACAAGUGCAGAAGCUGACAGUACAACUGCUGAAGAUAACCCGACCGAAGAAGCAACAAUUAAGGAUAAAGGUAACAUUGAUGAUGAUGUUUGCGAAAGUGCAUCUUCUACCCAAAAGCAGUAUGAAGAGAAAAUACCUGACAGUAAAAUACAAAACAAUAUGUUUGAUUCAUCUGAGGGAAAUAUAGUUUGCGCUCGUGAUCAAGAGUCUGAAGUAUCAAAAUCCAAAGAACAAUCUGCAGUUCAAUUUCAUUUACUAGGAAAUGAAAAUACCGCCGUACAGGAUACAGCUAACGACACAGCUAACGACACAAGAGUAAACUCUGCACUUAACGAAGUUUCACAGCUUGAAAUGAAAGAACAAGAAAAUACUAAUUUGAAAGAACAUAUUGUAGACAUUAAUAAUGUAGCUGAGAGCUUACCACAUAUUGUAACAUCGGCAUCACAACUAAAUAAUAUGGAGCAUUUACCUAAUAAGACAACCGGGGAAAAGGAGAGUGAAGGAAGUUCAGUAAUGGCUUUAGAAUCAAACGAAGCUGUUCAAACGGAAGAAGAAACUACAUCUGUUGUCAUCAGUGACGGUGUGUGUAAUUCACCAGAGCUUUCUGUUCCCGUUAAUGCUACAAAUUCACACACAAAUGUACGUAUUAAUAUUAGUAUAGACGACCAUGAUGAUUCUUCAAUUCUAAAAGAUGGGGAUAGCAUUGAAGAUUUGACAGAUUCGGAACAAGUAAUUAUUGAUUUGAAUGAUGAUAUUGAAGAAGAUCUUUCUCGACCAAAUUUUCAGAAUAAUAAAUUUGAAAAACAAAUAGAAGAUCAUAACCAAAAUCAAGUGGUUCACAAAAAAGAAAUAGGGCCAACAGACGAAGAUCAUGUAGAUAUAACCAAGAUUUCAGAUGCCAACCCACCAAAACAGGAAGAAAAAGAGGAACCACAUUCAAUCCCGUCAAGCGAACAACAGUGCGAAGAGUCUGCAGAAAAAGUCCACAUAACAAAUGAAAAUUCUCCAGAAAGAGCAUCUGAAAUACAAUCCAUUGAAGAUCAGAAGUCUGAUAACCAAGAGAUACAAGGAUCUAGUAAGUUUGAUGAUUCGUCUGUUGACCAGUUAAAAAUAAUAAAUGUUGUAAGCUUAAAAGGUCAAGAGCAAAGCCCAGAGAGAGCUUCUUCUGAAACAAAAAUUAUACAUAAGGGCACUGUUGAUGUGGCAGAUAUUGUUCUAAGGAAUGAGAGAUUAACCUGUACAUAUAAAUGUAAAGUGUGUAAUGUACAUGCUCCAUACUUAUCUGUAAUCAUAGAACAUUUAGUCCAGCACCACAAAUCUAUAUGCGUGUUUACCUGUCCAUACUGUAAAAUAUCACAGGGAAGAAGACCGGAUUUUAAAGCUGAACCCGAGGUUAGACAGCAUAUAGCAAAAUUUCAUCCAAGUUAUUUUGCUAAGAAAGAUACAUCUCUUUCCGAUAGUGCUAAAGAGAUUGUACAAGUUAUUGCUAUUCCAUCAAGUUGUGAGCCCCAAAGAGUUAAUAAGAACUUGGGUGUCGAAAGAGAUAUUUACAUGUGUCAGAAAUGUAACUCUCAUUUGCCAACUUUAGAGUUUAUGUACGCUCAUAUAGAAAGUGAACAUAGUGAUGUUUUUCUGCACGUAUGUCCCGAAUGCAAAACAUUUAAAAACAAAUCAGAGAAAGUGGUUUGUCAACAUAUACAAAAUAUUCAUCAUAAAGAUCCCACCAAUGUUGAAUUACCAUUGGCUAUGGAAGAUAAUAUUCUAUCUCGUGUUUAUUCUAUAUCAAAAAAUGGUGCUUUUAAUGAAAAGAUUCAAAAUCCCGGUACUGUUAAAUCAGCUACUGUUAAAUCAGCUACUGUUAGUGCACCCGUACAUGGUACCUCUUCGAGCGAAUAUUCAGACUCUAAGAUAUCUAGAGAUACGGUAUUAAAGACACUGAGUUGUGUUACUUCUAACAUUGUUAAACAUAAACCAACAGCCAGAAAAUCUAUGAAACAAUCACACGAUUUUCCGCGACCUGUACCGAAAAAGAUUGUUAGUUGUGAAAAACAAAAAUCGUCUCCAUUCACUUCUCAAGAAUGUCCCCCUAUCGUGGGUUCCCAGUUGUUCACAACUGGUAACAGUUCGCUAACAUCACCAGAUGCGUUAAACAGCACCCCUUCCCCGAUCUCCCAUUUUACGAAAUCACACAGCAAAAACCUUACUUCUCUGCUUGAAAAGCCGGCAAACUCAGUUCCACUGCAACCGAGGAAGAGCCCAAAGACAGUUGCACAACAAUUAAGGGAAAGACAAGCUAUAGUUGACUCAGCAAGAGAUCAUAUUCCGCCUGAAGUUAAUCACCAAAGAUCUGCAAGCCAGACGAUUGUCUCUAUUGAUCAGAAGACGGUGGCCCAACAAAUACGAGAAAAAAUGUCAUUAGUUCAGCCAUUGACGGAUAACUUGUUGAAUGAACAGGGUAGCCAGAAAUCAGCAGCUCAGUUAAGUGACACGGUGUGGUCCAGUCACAAACGUCCUCGAGUAAGAUCACGAAAAUUUGCUAUGACAGAUAAACUUCAUCGUUUGGAUAGACCAAGUUCUGCCCCAGCAGCUGCAUCAAAACCUGUAUUGAAUGUUCCAACCAUAGAUAAAGUGCGAAAUCUAGCCCGACCGAGACCAGGAGAUAAUCAAAGUUCAUCGGCAGCGGACUUUCCAGGGCCACAGGAUAUGUCUCGCUAUCCCGGCAUUCUUCAGCCCCCACAAUCUCGCUCAGAAGCUAUGAGGACAAGCAGUCCAGUAACAUCUAAUACAAGAUCAACUCCCCAACCAAGCCUUCUGUUUCCAAGAGGAUUGAGUCCACAAUUAACGUCAGCGCCAACUCAACCAACUCAAAUUAAACCUAAGCCCAAAUCAGGAGAAGAUGAUCUCCCACCCGAUGCAUUCAAAAUCUUCAAUCUAAAACCAUCUAAAUCACCAGCACCACACCCCGUACAAACUUCGUCAGCGCCACCCACACCAACAGUGAUCAGCCCCUUUCCACAGAUGAUAAAUAUUCAACCUGGAUUUCAAAUGCCUCCUAUCCAGCUUGCCCAGUUUCAGCAAGGACUCGCUGCACCACUACAAAGCCUAACGUUUGCUCAAGGUUUUCCCGGGAUUGUCCUCGUCCAGCCACAAUCGCAAAAUAUAAACAUGGCUUCCCUAAAUCCGAAUAAUUUAGCAGAAUCUCAAGGCGUUCCAAAUACUACCGCAACGCAAAUGAACUUUCUGUGUCAAUUUUGCGCUGAACCUCGACCAAUGUCGCAAAAUGAACUGUUUUAUCAUAUUAAACAAGUGCACAGUGGUUCAAUGAAUACCGUUAGUCGUUAACGUGAAUUACGUGUGCAGAUUGGAACCAUUUGAAGUUUCCAUGUCACAGUUUUAAUAACUAAACUUUUGCCGGAAAUGUGAGGUUGUAAGAAUAUUUUAGACUUGGCUUGCUAGCCACAUUUGUAAAUAGUUUCAUUGUAUAAUUUAAAUGCACAUACCCCCUUACGGGGUAAGAAGCGGAGUAAUAUGAAAGAACUGUGAACAUCACGUGUCACCAAGUUUAUUAUGGAUUGUGUCGCUACCUUUGUUGUAGUUCUUUGCCGCGUUGAAUGGACCCGAAAGCAAUGUAUUAUUUAGAAUUUAUAGAAUACAAGGAUACUAUAUAUAUAUAUAUACUACUUGAAGAUAGCUGACGAUAGUUUAAUACAGAUUUUUAAUAUCCAACUAGGCGGUGAUAAAUGAAUUUAAAUCGGAGCUCUUUUGUAUAUACAUGUAAAUAGUUCAUUGUAUGACAGAUUAUGCUGAAGUUACCAUAUUAGAAAAUCCGCUAAUGCUUUAAAAUUCGAAUUAAUGUAUAUACAUGUAGAUGAUAAUCACAAGAGCAUUAAUUGCGAACGUGAAAGAGGAUUGCCUUACGAUUAGUAACAUUGGUAUUUUUUCGUUUUUCCGAUUUCUUUGAAAUCUUUGCUUUUCUUAGAUUACUAAUUAUACUGUUCGACAAUUAAUCGUGUUAAGAGUAAAAUGUGGUUACAGUUAUUGUCGCAAUAUUCAAAUAAUGUAAAUUUAAUUGUAUUCCAUUAUUCCAAGUUGGGAUAUUUCAAGGUGUGUUUUUUUCUGAUACAAGCUGCGAGUUAAACAACGACCAUGUUUUAGAUUUAAAGCUUCUAAUCAAGCCAGUAUCUUUCAUUAAGUGUGGGAUGUUAGAAUGGAACUUUCGCCUGCAUGUAAAUGAUUUGUGUCGAUCAUGACGCGGAGCAUCUUCCAAGGCUUUUAAUACAGAGAAGAGCGUCGUAUUAAAGAUUGUGUACUUACACCCCAGAAUCUGUUACGUACAAUAUCGUCUUUUUAUAUACCUUAUUUAUAGAAAAUAUUUAAUUUCAAAGCCUACUAAUGUAAAAUUAAGAUUAAAUAAAUGACUACAGAAUCAAAUCUGAAGAAAAUAGGAAGGAUGAAAAACCUGCAGCACAACUAGGCCUAUGUAUAUAUAUUUUAAAUUUUUAUAUCAGACCGGACUAAAUCCAUCUUGGCAUUACCAUUAUACGAACUAUAUUGGUUGGGGCUCAGAAUGUCAACAAAUUGAGCCUUUGUCGUGAAAUAGCAUAGCGUCAUAUAUAGUCAAUGCAAUCAUCCAGCUACCCAACGAAAUGGAACUGUGUAAGCAAAGACUAAUAAGCCUAAUGUUAGCCCUACUUCCAGUUUAAUAACCUCUUGAUAUUUUCCAUCCAUUUAUCGGAAAAACACCCUGGGAAUGUUUUAAAUAUAAAGGGGAUCGAUGAAAAUGCAUUUAAAAUUAAUCUUAUCGUUUUCAACUCUUCGAAUAAUUAACCGCGAAUUGCCUCCAUUGAGUAAACUAUUAUAUGGUAUUAUGGUAUAACUAUUAUACGACAAUACGUACUAGUAAAGCCUAUACGGGUUUUUCAUUUGUUAGCUAUAUUUAUAUGGGAUUAGUAAAUUUUUCUUCUACUGGACGUGGGCCUUCAAGGAAUGCCGGGGGGUUGUAUGGCUGAAUGGUUAGCGUGCGCGCGCUGUAUCAUAAAGUCUGUCAUUGAGUCGACUGGCGUGGUUUCCAAUCCCCGGUUGUACGUGGCAAGGAGUAGGGUCGCCUGUCCAACCUCGUGGGUUUUCUCCGGGGCCUCCGGUUUCCUCCCACUGCUAAAGAUCCCUACGCGCAAGCGAAUUAUGUAAAUAAAAUUAAACCAUAUGUUUGUCCCGAAAUGACCUAGUUUGUGUCGAGUGGACGUUAAACCCCAUUUCUCUCCCUCUCUCUCUCUCAAGGAAAUGCCAAGAUGGGCUAAAUAGUCAGAUCCUUUUAUAUCCCAUUUUCACGAUAUCAUGUUUUACCACUUGUAUAGUUAUAGAGAUACAUAUUUUUGAUACGUGUGUGUUGAUAAUUAUGAAUAGCUGAUUUGUUAUGAUAUAUAAUUUUUUUUUUUGCUAUAUAUUAUUGCUUCCUGUAAAUAUACACCCGGUAACUGCCUUAAUCGAAUGUGAUGAGAACAGACGCUGUUUCAGAGCUUUUAAGAAUAAUUGGUGAUGGACGCUUUUAUUUAAUUUGAAUUAAAUAUUGAUGCAUGUUCUUCAUAAUUGAAGUAUCUUUGUGAAAUAGAUUAUGUUUUCUGAAUUAUUAAAUAACCAAUUAUAAUUGUCAAUUCGCAGUGAUAGUUAUUUUUUAAAAAGAUAAAUUGUAAUUAAGAUAUUUUCUGAGACUGUUGUGGGGCUAUAUUUAUUUAGCAUGAUUAGUAUUAUUUAUUGUUUAUUUGUUUUAUGUUUUUAUUUCACAAAGUAUUUCUAAUAAUUUCUUGUCUUAAAAUGCUUAAUUUUUUCUUAAUCUGUAUUGAAUAGUCUACAUGAAAUUUAAGAUUUUAAGAGUGACUGUUUAAGUAAUGAACGACAAUAGACUAAGACACGAUGGCGACGAACCACUCGUUUGACUUGAAGUGCUGGCGAGACAUAAUGCUGCUGAAUUGUGGGGUUUUUUUUCGCAUGAUCGUAGACUGGACAUUUGUCGAAACGGGGAAUUCAACAGCAGCCCACGAAGGCCAUACCGUGUCUCUGGUGCCCACCCCUCUCGAUGUUGCUACAUUCAGAUUUGCAAAAUUGAUCUCAAACGAGUUUUACGGUUAUCGAUUUAUAAAAGUGGCGCGGUAUCGAUACGUCUCAGUUUAUAUGUUUACAGGUAAUGUUACAAAGCAGAAUGAAUCUAUAGACCUUGAGUUUAAUCCAAAAAAAAAUGACGACUAGAAAAAAACUCGAAACAGAUUAUUUCUAUGUGCAUGUAGUUUCAUUCAUUGUUGAGAGUUCCUUUUAAUCAAGUUUGGCAUUCCCAUAUCAUCAAUUAAGCAAUUUAUUCACGUUUGUUUUCCGAUUUCAAGCUGUGUCUGUAAAAGCUAUUAGAAGAUUGUUGUUUUAAAAGACUAACGCAUAUUCUGUUUUCAAUAGUAGAAGUCGACCUUGUCUGUCCACCAUGAUACAAAUAUGGGUGGAGGACUUUUUAAAGCCUUGUUAAUAGCAUGGGAAUUAAAUUAAGCAGUGCUGAACAAACCUGUAUUAUGUAAAUUCUGUCUUGUCAAUCGUCACUAAACACUUGUUUAAUUUAUCCACCAAUUGAUUCAUAGUUAUAGUCAAACUUAUGAAAUGAUAGUACCAUUUGGUGGAUUCUGGUUAAAUACGUCGGUGGAUUCUGUCUCGUACUAAAUACGAUAUGUAUAUACUUUUUAAAUGCCUAUCAAUUAAUCUGAAUUAAAUUUGAGUAAAGAUAUAUAUAUAUAUAGCACUUGUUAAGCAAUAUAUGUAAUUGAAUAAGUUAGUAAUGAUCAUAACAUCAUUUUUAUUAAUAAAAUUAAACAAAAUCUGACAA
Molecule: messenger RNA, 12211 nt
Organism: Patella vulgata (common limpet)
Lineage: Eukaryota; Metazoa; Mollusca; Gastropoda; Patellidae
Exons: 3
Coding region: 160-8694 (2844 amino acids)
Biological process (GO): regulation of gene expression
Cellular component (GO): nucleus
Source: RefSeq, a predicted model, not a curated record